CGCGCCGGAAGGCGGGAGGGGCCGGUGCGGAAGCGGAGGGGCCGCCAUGGAGCUGAGCGAGAUGCUGUACAACAAGUCCGAGUACAUCGAGACGGCCUCCGGCAACAAGGUGAGCCGGCAGUCCGUGCUGUGCGGCAGCCAGAACAUCGUGCUCAACGGCAAGACCAUCGUGAUGAACGACUGCAUCAUCCGCGGGGACCUGGCCAACGUGCGGGUGGGCCGGCACUGCGUGGUGAAGAGCCGCAGCGUCAUCCGGCCCCCCUUCAAGAAGUUCAGCAAAGGGGUGGCAUUUUUCCCUCUGCACAUCGGGGAUCACGUCUUCAUAGAGGAGGACUGUGUUGUCAACGCGGCCCAGAUCGGCUCCUACGUCCACAUCGGCAAGAACUGCGUCAUCGGCCGUAGGUGUGUUUUGAAAGACUGCUGCAAGAUCCUGGACAACACGGUGCUGCCCCCCGAGACCGUCGUGCCGCCCUUCACCGUCUUCUCGGGCUGCCCAGGACUCUUCUCUGGGGAACUCCCGGAAUGCACCCAGGAGCUCAUGAUUGAUGUUACAAAGAGCUAUUACCAGAAGUUCUUGCCACUCACUCAGGUCUAGUAGCCCCUUUGCUGCAUUUCAGAGCAGUGCAGGCAGGCAGGAGUGUUGCGGGGCUGGGAGAGGGGUGUUGGUCCACAAGAGCAGGGCACGGGCCCCCACCAUUCCCAGCACUCCUGAGGCUGUUCUCCACACCAGUGGCCUGGCCGAGCCGUCCCUCGGGAAUGCUGCUGUGUGGUGUUGGCUACACUUUGUGCACUCAUUUGCAUGUCAUUCAUUCCAUGCUGUCUGAAUCUUGUCAUUCCAUGUUCUGAGCAGGAAAGCCUUUCCCUCUGGGGCUCCCCUGGCUGCAGCCAGAGCCUGGCACAGCAGUUCUGUUCCAGCCCAAAGCCAGCGGGUGUCCAGGUGCUGGAGGCAGUCUCCAUCCUAGAGCAGAAGUGCUGAGGGGUGUGUCACAGGCAGUUACCCAGCAGGGUUCCUCAGAACCACUGCUUUCCUCCCAGAAGAAAUUUGCUGCUCUGUGGGCCUGUGUGCUGAGGUGUGUGGCCUCUUCUGCCUGUGGACUGAGAUUCUCUCCAGUGGGGAUAGGAUAUCCUUCAUCAUCCCAGGAUGGUUCUUUAGGACUUGUGGCUGACAGUGAAGCCUGCCUGUGCUGACAGGGCUUUUCUUAGCUCUGAGCUCUCCAAGUAGAGCUCAGUGCUGUGAUCAGUCCCAUGCUACCCCCACCAGCAGGGUUAGGGUGCUCAUGGCUGAGGUGUGUUCCGCUGCCUGAACACCACAGACCUUAAAGUGCUAAAGGGUUUUGGACAGAGGAUCACUGAGUCACUCAGAAUUCAGUGCAGGAGGAAGUGGGGAAUUAAAAGCAGGGAUAGGAGGUGGAUGAGAGAAUGCUGCAAGUGUCCCCACUUGUUACUCCGUGUGUAUAUUUACAGAAAGCUCUUUGGUGCUUUUCUGUUUAUAAAACUUAAAAGGAGAUUCAGACUUCUUGGAAAGAGUGAACAUUUCAUUUUGGACAUGAAUAGAGCAGGAACAGUUCCUGCUGGGAGCAGCUCUGUGAAAGGUGGAGCCAGCUGACCCUCUGUGUCUCUGCCUCAGCACCAGACCAUGGCCCAAAGCGAAACUGCCCACUCUGGGUGUGUUACAUUAGAGCUCAGCAUCAUCCUGCUCUCACCUGGGGUCCUGCCUGUCAUGGUGCAGCAGCUGGGGCCAGGACACAGGUUAGUUCUGCAGUAGGUGUGUGGCUGUGAGCCCACAGCCCCGGGCCUGAGCUGCCCUGUGCAGUGCAAAGUGCUGAUCCAGCCCGAGCAGCAGCAGCCGAGCAAGUCCCGGCUGUGCAGCGACUGUUCAUCAGUGUGGAACCCCUGACUGCUGUGCUUGUGUUUUUACUGUACAUAAAUUAAAGCCUCUUCAGCUGUUCAA
Molecule: messenger RNA, 1951 nt
Organism: Apus apus (common swift)
Lineage: Eukaryota; Metazoa; Chordata; Aves; Apodiformes; Apodidae
Gene: DCTN5
Product: dynactin subunit 5
Exons: 6
Coding region: 47-595 (182 amino acids)
Source: RefSeq, a predicted model, not a curated record